CUUCGUUAGAGCAGUCAAGCAAUGCAGAGAAUUAUUAGCCGGAAAAACCCCUACCAGGAGGAAAGCAAGAAACUCUUUGCAAAAACCCAGAAACCAGAAUAAAGGAGGAUUACCCACUUUCUCAGUCCUUCUAAAAACUCCAAUUCCUUUACCCACACAGAUUCUCCUUCUUGGGUUCUUCUUCUUCUUGCGUAAAGUUCCUUCCUUUCUGAUCUCCUAAAGAAAACCCUUCUCUGUCAGAAGCCAGAAUCGUUAAAAGGGGCUCACCGGGGUCAGAGAGGGAAGAAAGUUCUUGGGGAACAGAGAAAAGGAAAAGGAAAAAUAAUGAACCAGAAAGCCAACGUUUCCAGGGAACUUAACGCCAAGCACAGUAAAAUAUUGGAAGGGCUGCUCAAAUUGCCUGAGAAUAGAGAAUGUGCUGACUGCAAAAGCAAAGGUCCCAGGUGGGCUAGUGUGAACCUUGGAAUCUUCAUUUGUAUGCAAUGUUCUGGAAUUCAUAGAAGUCUUGGAGUACACAUAUCACAGGUAAGGUCUGCUACACUAGACACAUGGCUGCCUGAGCAAAUUGCCUUUAUCCAAUCUAUGGGCAAUGAGAAAUCAAACAGUUACUGGGAAGCAGAGUUGCCUCCUAACCAUGACAGAGCUGGGAUUGAGAACUUCAUCAGAGCAAAGUAUGUGGAUAAAAGAUGGAUUCCAAGGGAUGGGAAAGCAAGAAUCUUGCCAUCAAAUGUGAAUGGAGAAAAGGGUUCGAUAGCUGGAGGAGCUAGUAGGAGUAAUGAGCAGAGACAGAUAACUAGAAGUGAUUAUGAUCGUGCUUCUAUGGACAGAAAGAUUGCCCCUCCACCCGUUACUACCAAUGGAAGUAGUGUUCGUGUCUCCAAGAGUGCCAAUCUGGAGCCUGUUGCUGUUGCUGUUGCUGUUCCUCCCAAGAGUAGUCCUCCAGAGCCAGUUAAAGUAGUUCAGCAGCAGCAGAUUGCGGCUCAAACCCCAAAACCACAACAACCUGUGAAGAACUCUGAACCAGCAGUAACAAAGCCAGCACUGCCGAAGAAGGAAACAAGUCAAACCCCACCUGCACCUGCACCUGUACCAGCACCGACACCAGCACCAGCACCUAAAGUGGACUACGCAACUGAGCUUUUCAACUUGCUUUGCAUGGAUGGUUCCAGCUUAAACGGCUCUAAUGCUCCGCCAAGCAGUAACGCUUGGAGUACUACUGUAACCGAGAAAAAAGCAAUUGAAAAGCCCAGUAUGAUCACUCCACUUCCCAUGCCUCAACAGCAUUUCCAACAACAACAGCAGCAGCAGCCAUUCCAAAUGCCUUACUCAGCAAAUUCCAAUGUAGGAUCCCAAGGUUUACCCACAAAUGGGAAUACAAUGAAUUCAAAUGGGGUUCAGUUUUCCCAACAUAACUGGCAAGGAACAACCGGACACCAAGCUCCUGCAAGCACAUCGAUUCCCAUGGCUGCUUAUCAUCCUGGAAAAUAUAAUCAGACUGGAAACAACCCACAGAUGCAUCCAAUAGCAAAUGCAUAUCCUAUCCCAAUGUCAAGUAUAUACGGGCAAGGGCCGGUUGCUCCCAUGAAUGGCGUGGCAAUGCAUCAUCAUCAUCAUUAUCCAGCUGCUGCUCCUCAACCAUAUCCAGUUUCUGUAGUAAAUCAGCCUCAGGGACAAUAUUAUGAUUUAUUGAGCUUCACGCCAGGUGUAUAUCGGACAUGGUGAAACAGAGAAUUGCUCUCUGUUUUCUUUUUCCUUGGACCAAAACACAUUUACCUGGAACUUGUAGACGUAGUCUUGUGCAAAAUAUUUAUUGGAAAUAAUAGAAAGAAAUUGGUUUCCAUUUCUUUUCGGAGCAGACUUCGAUUUGGUUCAAUAAAAAAAACUAAAUAAGAUAGGAAUGUUAGGUCGAGGUUUACGACGAGAGCAAAUGCGAUAAAACUGCGGUGAUUUGAGUCUAUCAAAAAAAUAUUACCGGAU
Linum tenue is the source of this 1977-nucleotide messenger RNA. The record is from the annotation of a GenBank genome assembly. NCBI's taxonomy places the organism in Eukaryota, Viridiplantae, Streptophyta, Magnoliopsida, Malpighiales, Linaceae.